Messenger RNA from Grammomys surdaster, 736 nucleotides. It is a transcript of the gene Nme5, whose product is annotated as NME/NM23 family member 5. Gene Ontology annotation, biological process: GTP biosynthetic process; CTP biosynthetic process; spermatid differentiation. NCBI's taxonomy places the organism in Eukaryota, Metazoa, Chordata, Mammalia, Rodentia, Muridae. The coding region runs from base 93 to 728 and encodes 211 amino acids. The record is from RefSeq and is a predicted model, not a curated record. Gene Ontology annotation, molecular function: nucleoside diphosphate kinase activity. The transcript is spliced from 6 exons.
CCUGAACCGAGGCUGAUUUUUGGACGGGGACUCGUGUCGUUGCUGUGGAUAGCUGGUCAGGAGAUUUGUAAAUUGUACCAGGAAACGCCAGAAUGAAGGUAUCAAUGCCCCUGCCUCAGAUUUAUGUAGAAAAAACCCUAGCCCUUAUCAAGCCAGAUGUUGUUGACAAAGAAGAGGAGAUACACGAUAUUAUUCUGAGAUCUGGAUUCACCAUUAUUCAGAGACGGAAACUACACCUGAGCCCUGAGCACUGUAGUAACUUUUAUGUGGAGCAGUAUGGGAAAAUGUACUUCCCAAACUUAACAGCUUAUAUGAGCUCUGGACCUCUUGUUGCUAUGAUACUAGCUAGGCACAACGCCAUCUCUUACUGGAAAGAACUUCUGGGACCAGCUAAUAGUUUAUUAGCCAAGGAGACACACCCGGACAGUUUAAGGGCGAUAUACGGCACAGACGAACUGAGGAACGCGCUUCACGGCAGCAAUGACUUCGCCGCCUCAGAGAGAGAGAUCAGGUUCAUGUUUCCCGAAGUGAUUAUCGAACCGAUUCCAAUCGGACAAGCUGCUAAGGACUAUUUAAAUUUGUAUGUAGCACCAACCCUACUUCAAGGACUCACGGAGCUUUGCAAGCAAAAGCCAGCAGAUCCUUACAUCUGGCUUGCUGAUUGGCUAGUGAAAAAUAAUCCCAACAAGCCUAAACUUUGUCAUUUCCCCGUGACAGAAGAGCCUUAGUCUACUCC